AUGACUUCCGUCAAUACGCCAGAGGAGCAGGCCAUCGCCUUCCUUCUGACCUGCGUGGAAAAUUCUCAGAAGGGCGAGAUUAAUUGGGACAACGUUUCGCUCGAUAUCAGCAUCAACAUGACCCCCGAAGCGGCCAGUAAAUACUACUUCAGCAUUGUGAAGAAUGCGAAAGAGUUCGAGCGCUCUGACAAGUAUCCCGAAAUCCCUGGAGACCCUUCAUGGGAGUCCGUCACGGCUGAGGAUAUUGGUCCCGUCGUCAUUGUCGCAGACUUACAAUGA
Molecule: messenger RNA, 279 nt
Organism: Penicillium verrucosum
Lineage: Eukaryota; Fungi; Ascomycota; Eurotiomycetes; Eurotiales; Aspergillaceae
Exons: 3
Coding region: 1-279 (92 amino acids)
Source: RefSeq, a predicted model, not a curated record